CUCAAGAGACAUACUGGAGGCGGAGGAGGGUUAUAACCCUAGCUAUAUUUGGCGGCGCGUCUUAGCUGCAAAAGGGUUGGUUAAGGAAGGAUUGAGAUAGCGAAUUGGGAAUGGGAAUAAGGUGGAUAUUUGGCAAGACAAGUGGAUUCCCACUGUUCACAAUUUUAAGGUCAUAUCCCCUAUGUCCCCUUUUGCAUUGACUACUUCAGUUAACGAUUUGCUAGAUGUGGAUUCUAGAACCUGGAAUCAGGCACUACUUCAAGCUCACUUCCUUACACAGGACAGGCAUAGGAUUUUAAAAAUCGCCAUACAUAGACAACCAGCAGAGGACAAGCGAAUUUGGAGCUAUGAACAAUUUGGAAUAUACUCAGUUAAAUUAGCCUAUAGAAUCCUUAGGGACACACUCGAGGCAGAGACUGUGGAACUUUACACGCCAAUUAACUAGGAGCAUAUUUGGAAACUUCAAAUCCCACCUAAAGUUAAGGUUUUUGCGUGGAGAUGGAUAAGAAAUAUUUUGCCGAUUGGGGCAAAUGUGUUGGCAAGAACAACCAAAGGGUGUGAUGAAUGACCAUUUUUUGCCAAGCAGAGACUCAAAACCAUCUUUUCUACGAUUGAGGAUGGGCUAGAAGGGUCUCGUUUUCUAGUUCUCCAAACUUAAGUUUCGAGAAAGGAAAGGAUCUAACCUGUGAAGAAUGGAUGGUUGGCCUUCGGGAGACGGAAUCCGCGGAGCAUAUUGAAAUUUUCCUCGUUGCCCUCUAGUUUAUGUGGGAAGAACGCAACAGUCAGAUGUGGAACAAGAAGAAACUGCAAGAAUACGAAAUUUAGGGGAAAGCAGAGCCCUGGCUAGUUACGAAGUACCUUGAUUAUCAACAUGCAUCACCUGAGCAUGAAACCAGAUAGAAACCUUGUUGGAAACCGCUGGAAGAUGUUGAUUACAAGAUCAAUGUGGAUGCAUCAAUAUUUUCAUAUUCCGGGAUGGGUUUGGGGGUAGUGGUUCGGGAUCGAAAUGGCUCUUUCUGUUUUGCGCGUGUGAGAAGGUUGAGGAUUCAAUGGACUCCGGAAUUGGCAGAGAUUCAAGCUAUAAAAUUCGGUUUGGAGGUGGCCUUAGAGGAAGGAUUUGUCUCGGGAGAGAUCGAAUCAGACUGCCUGAGGGCCGUCCAGCAGAUAGCAAAGGAAGAAAGGUCGUUAACAGAGGAAGGAGACGAAUGCGAGGAGGUGAAGGACAGGUUGGAGGAUUUGGGUGGAUCAGUGACCAUUUGGUUUCGGGCCGGGAAUCCAAUCGGGCAAAGAACAUCAUGGCAUACACCAACUCACUCUUAGGCUUCCAAGCCACCUAUUUUCCUUGUGGACCAGUUAAUUCUUGAUUCCUAUAAUAUUUCCCCCUAAUGAAAUAAUACGAGAUUUUUCUAUAAAAAAUUAAGUUUCUGUUAAACUUCUGUUAGUUAAGGAUGAGUUGGCAAAUGCAAUGCUGAGUUGGGAAAAAAUAUGACGUGGCAGUGAAUAAGAUUACAAAUGAAAU
Messenger RNA from Linum trigynum, 1519 nucleotides. Lineage: Eukaryota; Viridiplantae; Streptophyta; Magnoliopsida; Malpighiales; Linaceae. The record is from the annotation of a GenBank genome assembly.